Messenger RNA from Xiphias gladius (swordfish), 6899 nucleotides. RefSeq names its product RA_Radil_like and Myo5p-like_CBD_Rasip1 domain-containing protein (gene radil2a). Gene Ontology annotation, molecular function: GTPase binding. Lineage: Eukaryota; Metazoa; Chordata; Actinopteri; Istiophoriformes; Xiphiidae. The transcript has 17 exons. The coding region runs from base 535 to 4053 and encodes 1172 amino acids. The record is from RefSeq and is a predicted model, not a curated record. Gene Ontology annotation, biological process: neural crest cell migration; signal transduction; substrate adhesion-dependent cell spreading. Gene Ontology annotation, cellular component: microtubule.
CAGCAUUUCACUGUUGUGGCUGCUCGAGGUGGAGCUGGUUUUUGACCACUUUAUACACAGCCAGCUUAAUGCUGGGGUCGGGCCCCUCCGAAGGGUCACCAGGGAAAUCUGAGGGGCCCUGAGAUGAGUAAUGAGGAGAGGAAAGGGGAAGAAAAAGACACUGGUCUCAGAUUGGAUUUCACCUCCGGGAAAACGGAUUCGGGAGUUUAAUCCCACCGACCCGCCGCUCACUUGUGUGGGAACGUAACGCCAGUGCGGUCAGUUCAUCUCGGGCUCUCGGACCGUUUUCAGCUACUUUCACGCCUCUUGCUUUUAAAUGGAUAUAAAGACGCCGUUGGAGUAUUGACGCACUUUUUCGUGAUUUUUGACAGCUUUUUUGUCUGUUUUGUUUUUUCCUGAAAUCCGAGGGGGACCAUCCUCAUCCCGAAACGUUCGCAUCACCUGAAAGCUAGCUAGCGGCGAAGAAUGCCAUUUUCCGCUCGUCUCAGCUGUUUCGGUAGUUUCGUUGCUUUUAUGUGAAUUUACAAAACAACAAUGAUUUCAGAGGAGAGAAGCAGCCACGUAAAUAAACAAGCCCUGAACUUCCCCGUGGGUUUACUGAUCCGCUCCCCAAAGAGGCGACUGGCCAAACUGGGGAGGAAACCCAGCAAUGGAUCUGUCCAGUCCAACCCCUCGGACAGCACCGUGCGCUCCACAGAGAGCGCGGGUGUCCGGCAGCCAGCCAAGAGCAAAAUCCGCCGCCACAACAACAGGCUUUCAACUGUUUUCAACCACAGCCCCAACCUGCGGGACAUUGGACGCCGGGGCCAGGCGCAGGGCAGCGGGAGCCUGGCCGGAGACCUCCAGGCUGCAGAUGACCCGGCCGAGCUGUCCAGCCAAAUUUCUGUCCCCGGCAUCCUGAAGAUAUUCGGCAGCGACAUCUGUCAGGGGACCAACUAUAAGAGCGUGCUGGCCACCACUCAGUCCAGCGCAAAGGAACUUGUGAAGGAGGCCUUGGAGAGGUACUGUCUGGAAAAAGAGGACCCCAACGACUACGUGCUGUGCGACGUUAUUGGCCAGACGGGUGCAGAUAACCAGUGGAAGAGGGAGUGUUUUCGGGUGGUGGGAGACAAUGAAAAGCCCCUGAUGCUGCAGUCGCUUUGGAAACCCAAGGAAGGCUUCUCCAGACGUUUUGAAAUCCAGCUGAGAGCGAGCGUCGAAGAGCAAAGCUUAAAGGACAGAGACACCGUCACAGCAGGCAUCAAUGCUCAGGCUCGUAAGCUGCAGAAGAGCCGCUCCAGAGUUACCUCUCUGUUCGUGGACGGCAGCGGGGACGAUGUGGACGGACUCGGGAUCUGGAGGAGUUUGAGCGAGAUGGAUCUGUCUGUGAUGGGGAAGGAGGCCAGCAGGGCCCAACAGAGCGCGCUCAGAGAGGAUCCCGAGGCCGAGGCUGACAAGGAGGUGAUGCGACUCGGCAUGGAGAAGGAGGAGACGGAGAGCAGCGACGACAACACCACCCAGUACUCCAUUCACCCACCCUUCGACUUCCCGUACUUCCUCCUGCUGCAGGGCUACAGCCACAGACAGGAUUUUGUCAUCUACCUGAUGAGCGGGACGAACACCAUCUUUGGCUGCUGCAGGGAGCACUGUAACGGUGAGGAUGAGGAGAGGUUAAAGGUCGACAUCCUUCUCUUCGCGCCCGAUGUGUUGCCUCAACACUGCUGCGUCAGACGCUUGGACUCUCACAACCAAACCUCCACGGGGGAGCACAAAAAGACACUGACAAUGCUGAAGCCCCUCCAUGGUGCUCCCGUGACCAGAAAUGGUUUUCUCCUGAAAGAGGAGGUGGAACUGAACCCCGGGGACUUGGUGGGUUUGGGGAAACACUACCUGUUCUUGUUUAAGGAUCCUACCAGCACAUCAGGAUCCCUCCAGAACCCUCCGUGGAUGACGAGACUCUGCCCAAACUCCGAUACAAAAGUGUCAUCCUCUUGUUUAUCAUGUGGCUCCUCUAUCGCCAUGAAAAGGCUGCAGAGGAAGCCUUUACCUCCCCGUUGGAGGGACCUGGAAGGCACAGAGGCUUUGCUAAGCUAUGAGCUGGAGCAGGAGGAAAGAGUCCUCCAGGAGAUUUUGGACAUGUUGGACCCCAGUGGGAACGAACCAAAGCUGACGCCUGCUUUCCUGCUGAGCCUCUGCAUCCAGCACUCGGCCUCCACGUUCGAGCUGACACACUUCAGACAGCUGCUGCUCCGGAUAGCCAGCCAGAUCCAACUCAACAUGUGGGAGAAGACAAAGGAACUUGCAGCAAUCCAGCCAGAAACGAGCUCCAGUGACGGGCAGGCCGAUCAUCUUCGGUUGCUAAGCAUGGAGGAGCUGAUCCCAGGUCUGCAGCCGCUGGUGCUGUGGAUGGCAAACUCCAUUGAACUGCUGCACUUCAUCCAGCACGAAGUCCCUCAGCUGCUGCCCUGGAGGCAGGACCGGGAGGACAAAGGUCUGUUGGACUCUGAAAUGUCAUCCACUCAGACGGCCUGUGAGGAAGCCAUGACAGUCCUGGAGGAAGUCAUCAUGUUCACCUUUCAGCAGUCUGUCUACUAUCUAACAAAGAGUAUGUAUUCAGCGCUGCCGGGUCUGCUGGAAGGGAACCCGUUCUCAGAGAGCGGUCAGCUGCGGGUUCCUGAUGGACUCAGCGGCAUCCUAGAGGUGCUGAAGGAGGCGUUGAAGCUGCUCACGGCUUUCCAGGUGCAUCCAGACAUCUCAUUACAGCUAUGUGCCUACCUGUUCUUCUUCAUCAACGCGUCGCUGUUCAACGCCCUCAUGGAGAGAGGAUCUGUUGCUGGGUUCUACCAGUGGUCCCGAGGCGUUCAGAUCCGGGCCAACCUGGACCUGCUGAUGGACUGGAUCCAGAGCAUCGGACUGGGCGAUCUGGCCACCGAGUUCUUCCAGAAGCUUUCUGCUGCUGUCAAUCUGCUGGCCACACCCAAAGAAACCCUCCUGCAGGCAUCCUGGACUUCUCUCAGGACUGAGUUCGCUGCCCUGAACCCUGCCCAGCUACACCACAUGCUGAGGGAAUACAACUCUGGUAAAGCCUGUCCCACCGGAUGGACCCCAUCGCCGGAUGAUGCUCGGGACUCUGUCAGGACAGGAGACAUCCUGGAGAGCUUCGACAACCACCCGCCACUCAUCCUGCCCAGCAGCACGUUUCACCUGGAGCUAGGUAAACCCAUCGUGGAGCCGGCUCUGUUCGAACAGCUCAGUCACCUGCAGGAGUUCGUUUGCCAGCUCCCCUGCAGUGAAACCCAAGCCGAACGUGAUGUGGAGGAACAGGCUCUCAACGGGACGACCACUGACAGCCAGUCUACAACCUCACCCUCUGUGAGAGUCUACCAGGAUCCUGCCCGGCAGGUGGUCUCUGACCGGGCUACCUGCCCCUCCCCUGGGGCAGCCCUGGACUGCAUCGCCCCUGCACAGCCCACCCAGGCCCGAGGAUCUCACGGUGACCUCAGCAGCUGUGAGGCAGUCCUGACCCAGAAGCUAAAGAGCUUGGAGCUGCAGAACACCCUCCCGGGACAGGCCGACAUGGGCUACCACAAGAGCCUGGCGCUGGACCCAUCCUGCCUGCUCACACCACCCAACACCCCCCAGGGUAUGGAGCUGGCCGAGCUGGAGGCUGAUCUGCAGGAGGGCGCCCGCCAGCAAAGGAAAGCCAGUGGAUGUGCUGAGAGAAAGACAGAAAAUGUGGAGGAGGAAGAAGAAGAGGAAGAGGAGAGAGAGGAGGUGUUCACAGUGGAGCUCCACAGAGGACCUCAUGGUCUCGGGCUGGCGCUCGUCGAUGGAACGAAAACACCACUGAGAAUGAGCGGGAUUUAUGUGAAGUCAGUGGUUCCCGACUCUCCUGCUUCCCAGUGUCUGAAACUGAGAACGGGCGACCGCAUCCUGGCUGUUAAUGGCGUCAGCUUGGUUGGUAUGGAGUAUAACGUCGGCAGAGAGCUGAUUCGAUCAUCAGGAGACUCACUCAGACUGCUCAUCGCCAAGAUCGACUCAAAAACGAGCAGCAAGGGCUCGACAAAAUGCUGAAGGAAAAAAAAACGCCGGCGGGCCACCAAGUGCAAUUGGGAAGGCCAGAGGACACGAGGUUCAUCCUUCCUGCUGCAUCCAAAGUCAGUACUUCUCGCAGGAUGGAUUCCCCUGACCAAAGGAAAACACACCCGCUGCUUUUCAUUUCAGACUCGUUGUGAAAUAGAGCUGUUGUGUGUGUGUGUGUGUUGCUAAAAAGCAUCAAGACAAUCAACAGUUGCAGCAGGACUGGCUCACUUUGCUCAUACCAAACAUAGACUGUGGGCAUUUUGCUGGCAGAUGGGAUGGUGAGGACAAGUCCUUAAAAGCUCAUUUUGCUGUCCCAGCUUCUUUCUGGCCUAUAAACAAACUGCUCCGUACUCAUAAACCAGUGAAGGUUUGGCGGUGAAGAAAAUAGCCAUCUGUGGCAGUUUGCAGUCCUGAAUCAUCUAUUUGACUGUGAGAACACAGUUUUCUGUCUGAAGAGCUGCUGCAGGAUCGUUCGUGUCCGGGAUCAACUGGAUUUAUUCUGAAACUACGGCUUUUGUGGCUACUUUAAAAACUGUGAAAGAGGGAUUUAUAAAAACCUUCCCUCCUACCCAGUCAUUUAGUCUGUUAAGCCCCAUUCGGACAGGAUCAACAUUACAGGUGGACGUUUAUUUAAAUGAUCGUUCGCGACGGGUUUUGAAACCAUCAGGAAGUUACGGGAUAUGGUCUGUAAUAGACAUGGACGUUCAGCAGGACAAAAACAAAAGAGAAAGACAAAAGUCUGCUCGGGGGGGCGCCGGAGAGUUGAAGGGGAAACGUGACGAGAAGAAUUAGAUUCAUAACUCGGUCAAAUAUUGAAUCUCAAGGAUGGAUGUCAUAAUCAAGGAUGACAUUUUCUCAGAUGUGAAUCCAGAAUAGACGUCCAUAAAUCCACUUAGAAAUCAGAGAAAAAAAGAGGCUUCACACUUCAGAACUUGCCUGAAAAUCCUCACAUUUUUAACUUUGUCUUCAGUAUCAGAGAAAACCAGUGAAAGCUGUCUGUGCAUCCAUGGGUACACUGGAAACAGGAGCUGCUAAUAGCUAAUUCGGCCGUACUUUCAACAUCCAAACAAGUAUGAGCUUAAAAAAACAGGGCUCAAGUGAGAAGACCAGUACAGCUUUUACCUCCCGAUGGAUUUAUGUUUUUUCUGUCAGCAUAUUGGUCCCUAAAUAGGAACCAAUGUCUCCAUCUAUCAGAUUAGCACAAACUCCACCUGAUUUAAAAAAAAAAAAAAAUAGAAGGACAAGCAGCUCUUCACAUGGAAAAAGACGGAUCCACUUUAAAAUACAAGUAACAGGAUUAAAAUUACAGCAGCGCCAGCGAGUUCACAAAAAAGGUGGUGAAAAAUGACCCACAUUCAAAAUAACUGACCAGGUGAUGUUACCCCCCCCAGAGGAAUAAAUCUAGUCCGAAUGGGGCUUUAGUGACUCAAAAAGGAAACCAGAUUUCUUGGUAGAGGUACAAACAAAUAAUCUGUCAUUGGGCCUCAGGGGGACAUAGUUUCAACUGUUCCCAACACAAAUCUACUGGAUUUAUAAUGACAUUAAUAUUCUUCUACACAAAUUUCCAACACAAGGGAAACCACACAAGGAAAAAGCAGAAUUGUUUUAUCCUUGUUUUCAGAAAGGCUGGACGUAAAUCGAUAUGGUUUUCUUUGCAUUGUAGCAGUUGGACAUUGUGGCCUUCAGAGCAUCGCUCAGACCUUUCUGCUGUAAAAAUUCCACUUUUAUGUCGCAUGAAAGACUGUACACGAAAAGCAUUGGUUCGUUAACAACAGCGAGUAACAGCAAAUGUCCAUGUUUAACAGAAGGAAUGUUUAGACGGUUGGGUAAACAUCUUUAACCUGCAAUUUUUGUGAUUUUUCAUGCUUAAAUUUAAAAGAGGGUAUAAUCGAUAUUCUUAUCAUAACAAUGAUUAAAUGACUGUGUAAGUGAUGAAAACUACAGAGAAUUAUUAGGUGAAUCUGCAGCUGCCCUCGGUUUUAUAGCGAGUUUCAGCUCAUUUAUCGCUCAUCUGUCCGGAUCACAGCUUUAGUGUUUUGGUUCGCGCUCACUGCUCUCACGGCUUUAUUUUCUGCCAAAAAGGCUGUAAAAAGCUGGCGGACAUAGUGGAGCAUUCAGCGGCUAAUGAGCCAGAUAUUUUCCUCAGGAGUUGGAGGAGACCAAGAAGCAGAACUAAAAGAAGAGGGAAUACUGGACUUUCAUUCAUCGGGUGGAGUCAAGCGCGACGCCAAAUGAAUGAUAGCGUUGCUCCACAACUGCCGAAUGUGUAAAUAGGCAACUUAAAAGGUGAUGAUAUGUCAGUGCCGUGUUCACAACUGGGUUCCACUGAAAACAAGUGGACGAUUACGCCAAAAAUAUGCUCUCAUACAAAUAAAACAGCACUGUCAUGAGUUUGUAUCCUAGUUUCCGAAAAGUUUAAGUUUGGGAAAUCAAAGAUACUCUUCAUAAAAGGAGAUGCACACUUCAAAAACGGGGCAUGCUGCCAUUGUGCUGAACUUCCUCUGCUGCACGUUUGAAGGUCUUUUAGUAGAGAGAACAUGUACAUUAGUUAUAUUGAUACUAUUCCUCUAAAGCCUUUCUGUAAGUAGUUUGUGCCCAAAUCCUAAAACAUGUUCAGAGACACUAAUCUGAAAUCAGCUGACAGCCUUUUUCAGCUUAUACGAAAAACAUCAGCAGACAUUUUUUAAAAAGGUUUUUAACAAUGUAAAACAACAAACCGCUGCAGCCCUGAAGUCUGUGUGUUUUUAUCCCAAAUGUAAACAGUGUUAAAGUAAAGUUCAAGUAUAUUGAAAAACAAAAAGUAUUCAGUUUUUUAAUAUUUAUAUUGCGCAGUAUUU